This is a messenger RNA of Papaver somniferum (opium poppy), 2182 nucleotides long. RefSeq names its product pentatricopeptide repeat-containing protein At5g06540-like. The transcript has 2 exons. Gene Ontology annotation, biological process: RNA modification. Gene Ontology annotation, molecular function: RNA binding; protein binding. The coding region runs from base 133 to 1593 and encodes 486 amino acids. The record is from RefSeq and is a predicted model, not a curated record. Lineage: Eukaryota; Viridiplantae; Streptophyta; Magnoliopsida; Ranunculales; Papaveraceae.
UAAUUUCUUGUCUUUUGGAAAGCCGGCUAGAACUACCGACUUCCGCUCACGGCAGCCUGGCCAACUAGGUUAUCCCCCCAAGAGCUACCAAUCAUAUAUAGUCACUGCCAAAAGGAGAGAAAGUACGACAGAAUGGAGUCACCGGGUUUAAGGCUAGCUUCAACUAUGGCUUUAAUGGCAGAAAAGUGCACAACCAUGAAAGACCUAAAAAGAAUUCAUGGGCACAUAAUUAGAACUGGUCUUCACUUCAACACCUUAAUUCUAGCAAAAAUGUUGAGAUUUGUCUCUGUAUCUCCAAAUGGUAAUUUACGACAUGCUCAUAAACUAUUCACUCAAAUUCAACAACCAAACACCUUCUUUUACAAUACCUUAAUUAGAGGUUAUUCAAAGAGUCAAUACCCAGUAGAAUCAUUACAUUUGUUUAAAAUUAUGAGAAGAAAUUCUGUUGAUCCGGAUGAGUUUACUUUCACUUUUCUUCUUAAAGCUCGUUCAAGAAUAACUUCUUUGGGUGGAAAUGAGAUUCAUGGGGAAGUUUUGAAAUGUGGGUUUUGCUCACAUUUGUUUGUUCAGAAUGCAUUAAUCCAUCUUUAUGCUUCAAAAGGUGCUUCAGUUGAGGCUUUCAAGGUUUUCCAAGAGACAAUGAAACCAGAUGUUGUUUCUUGGUCAGGUUUAGUUGUUGCGUAUUUAAAAGCUGGUGAAUUAGAUAAUGCUCAGCUAGUGUUUAAUAAAAUGCCUGUAAAAGAUGUGGUUUCGUGGACUGCUAUAAUUACAGGUUAUUCGAAAGCCAAACGUUCCAGGGAAGCGUUAGAGUUGUUUGAGCGAAUGAGGCAAUCUGGUGUUCGGCCCGACGAGGUUACUAUGGUGAGUGUAAUUUCGGCUUGCACGAAUUUGGGGGACUUAGAAGUAGGAUCGAAUGUUCAUCGCUAUAUUGGUGAGAAUGGGUUCGGGUGGAUGGUAUCUCUUUGUAAUGCUUUGAUCGACAUGUAUGCAAAAUGUGGGUGUGUCGAAAGGGCAAGACAGGUUUUUGAUAAAAUGGAGAGGAAAACCUUGAUAACUUGGAACUCCAUGGUGUCAGCUUGUGCGAAUCAUGGAAAUGUUGAAGAAGCAAUUCAGUUGUUUCACGAUAUGACCAAGUAUGGAUUUCUCCCUGACGGCGUUACAUUUUUAGCACUUUUCACUGCUUUUACACACAAGGGGAUGGUUGAAGAUGGGGUUAGAUUGUUUGAGUGUAUGAAGAUAGAGUAUGGCAUUGCGGCACAAAUUGAGCAUUAUGGGUGUAUGGUGGAUAUGUUGAGCAGAGCAGGAAGGUUAAAGGAGGCUUAUGAGCUUAUAUUGAACAUGCCAAUACCCUGUAAUGAUGUAGUAUUGGGUGCAUUACUUGGUGCUUGUAGGAUAUAUGGAGAUUUAGAUAUGGCAGAGCGGACAGUGAAGAGGCUCCUGGAAUUGAAGCCGGAUGAGGGAGGAUAUUACAUUUUACUUUGUGAUAUUUAUAUGGCUGCAGGCCGAAUAACCGAAGCAACAGCAGUUAGAAAAACGAUGGAAAGCAUGAAAGCACAAAAAACACCAGGCUGCAGUUGGGUGGUGAAGAAUUAGUUCUUGACGCGAUCUCUUUAAGUCCAGCAAGAGACCUGACUACUUGACUAGAGGUGCUAUUGGAGGUAAGCAUCAAUAUUACUUGUCUGAUUGCUGUCUACAGUACACUGAUGCCCCUACAAUUUAAUUCCCUUCAGAGGAACCCAAUACUUAAGAAGGCUAUUUCAUCUUUCUCCUCAUUUGCUAAUUAAGAUAAGGUGAAUUUAUGGGGUAAAAUGCUGGAGAAACAGUAACCUACAUUAGAGCCAGUGGUCCAGUGUCCUACACUUCGUAAUUGCAACUUGAAUGCUGUUCUUCCCAAAUUGAUGCUUGGAUUGUAACCGGCAACAUUUACAUAGUUGAGGAAAUGAGCAAACCUUCAGUGAUGACGGAAAUGCGAAGCCAAAGAACACCAAAUUCAUCUUGAUGCAUUAUUAAUAACUAAUACUCUGUGAAUUUGGUAUCAUCCAACUCGCACUUCCAGCAUCGACUUUUUGAUUGAUUGCCCCGUAUAUUUGAUGAAAGCCAGAGGGGAGAGGAAUGAAUGAUCCAGAGCUGCAAAUAGUAUAUUACUAAAAACAUCAAUUUAAUUAGUUUCUUUUAAGUGAAG